Molecule: messenger RNA, 336 nt
Organism: Schistosoma guineensis
Lineage: Eukaryota; Metazoa; Platyhelminthes; Trematoda; Strigeidida; Schistosomatidae
Source: the annotation of a GenBank genome assembly
AUGGUCAACCCUAUAAGAAUGGAAAUUGAUUUAACUACCCAAGUGGCUGAAGCUGCAAAUAUUGAUCGGAAUCUAGUCAGUCGUGUGAUUCCAAUGUUUGAAAAUGGUUAUACUGUGCCAUUUAUUGCACGUUAUCGAAAAGAAGUAACUGGAGGCGCAGAACCAACAGUGUUGCAUAGACUGAAGGAAAAAAUGAAUGACUGCAAAAUGCUUGUUGAUAAAAUCGAGAAAUCACUCCAGUUUUUUGAUAAGAGUGGAUUACUAACGAAUGAAUUAUCGCAACAGUUAAUGAAAUGCAAAACAACUGAAGAUAUUAAGCUUUUGGGAAGUUUAUGA